AUGUAUAUGCUUAAACAGGUCAUAGACAUCGGUAACUGGGGCCCUCCUCUGGAGCCAGGCCUGGAGGUGGGGCUCAAAGGAGACCAUCUGGUGGCCGGGCCUGUAUCCAUAGGGCCCGGUCGGGCACAGACCACUUGUGGGAGAGACCAAAUGGGUCGGUAUAUCAAAGUGCUUAACGUGUAUGCCUGCUUACUUGUGAAUAUUGUCAGAACGUGGAUAGAAUCGGCGGGUGUUUUUGUACUACUGUGGUCCGCUCUGGUUCCAGUCGAAACACGGAGAUGCUCGUUCUUUUUCUGCCAAAAAUCGCUCAACGUUAGCAGCCUCAAUGGCGUGGACCCCGGUUCACCUCUCUUUCUCACGCCUUACCUUGAAAAGGGUGCCAUUGACGAAGCCAGGAGAUUGAGUGUGGUUGGAGAUCUGCCUGGCGAAAACGUAAAAGGUUAUGCCGGCUACCUCACUGUCAACAAGAAAUACAACAGUAAUCUUUUCUUCUGGUUCUUCCCUGCGUUCAUGCCAUCAGUUGACAGCCCUGUCCUGCUGUGGCUGCAAGGGGGCCCCGGAGGCAGCUCCAUGUUCGGACUCUUCGUGGAGCAUGGCCCCUAUGUGGUUUAUAAGAACCUGACUGUGAAACUGAGGGAUUACGCCUGGACCACAAAAUAUUCAGUGUUAUACAUUGACAAUCCAGUUGGUACAGGCUUUAGCUUCACGGACGACGAUCGUGGCUACGCUCAGAAUCAGGACGAUGUCGGCAGAGAUCUGUACAGUGCUUUGAUACAGUUUUUCCAACUGUUUCCCGAAUACCAGUCCAAUGACUUCUAUGCGACAGGAGAGUCCUACGCAGGGAAGUACGUUCCAGCCAUCUCUUAUUACAUUCAUAAAAACAACCCGACUGCCAAGAUCAAAAUCAACUUCAAGGGCAUGGCCAUUGGUGAUGGCCUGUGUGAUCCAGAAAUGAUGCUGGGUGGUUACGGUGAAUUUAUGUACCAAACGGGCAUGAUCGAUGAAAUCCAGAAACAGUAUGUCAACAAGCAGAGUGAUUUGGGGGUCCAGCUAAUCCAGCAGCAGAAGUGGCUGGAGGCUUUUGAGGUUUUUGACAGUUUGCUGAAUGGUGACCUGGUGCCAUACCCCUCCUUCUACCAGAAUGCAACAGGCUGCACCAACUACUACAACUACUUGUCAUGCCAGGAACCUAAAGACCAGGAGUACUUCUCAAUGUUCGUGACGCUCCCGGAAGUGCGUCGCGCAAUUCACGUGGGCAACCUGGAAUUCCACAGCGGCUGGCAGGUGGAGAAGCACCUGAUGCAGGACGUGAUGAAGAGCAUCAAGCCCUGGCUCGGGGUGCUUAUGGACAACUAUAAGGUGUUGCUCUACAGUGGUCAGCUGGAUGUGAUUGUGGCAGCUCCUUUGACCGAGCGGUUCCUGCCCACCGUCAACUGGACCGGAGCAGCCGAAUACAAGACGGCACCGCGCUUUCCCUGGAAGCUUCAGCCAGAGGACACUGAAGUGGCCGGUUACGUCAGACAAGUGGGAGAGUUCUACCAGGUCAUCAUCAGAGGAGGGGGACAUAUUUUGCCUUACGACCAGCCGGCCAGGUCUUAUGACAUGAUUGACAGGUUCCUCUCGACACGAGGCUGGAUUUGA
This is a messenger RNA of Nerophis lumbriciformis (worm pipefish), 1641 nucleotides long. The record is from RefSeq and is a predicted model, not a curated record. Lineage: Eukaryota; Metazoa; Chordata; Actinopteri; Syngnathiformes; Syngnathidae.